This is a messenger RNA of Heterocephalus glaber (naked mole-rat), 936 nucleotides long. Its product is annotated as olfactory receptor 4K5-like. Gene Ontology annotation, cellular component: membrane. The record is from RefSeq and is a predicted model, not a curated record. Gene Ontology annotation, biological process: G protein-coupled receptor signaling pathway. NCBI's taxonomy places the organism in Eukaryota, Metazoa, Chordata, Mammalia, Rodentia, Bathyergidae. Gene Ontology annotation, molecular function: olfactory receptor activity; G protein-coupled receptor activity.
AUGGAGAAGUCCAAUUCUUCAGUGGUGUCUGAGUUUGUGUUGCUGGGACUCUUUACCUCUCAGGAACCCCAAUUUUUCUUUUUUCUUUUCUUCUCCAUGUUGUAUGUGGUCAUUGUGUUAGGGAACCUUCUCAUUAUCAUCACAGUGAUUUCUGAUGCCAGUCUGUAUUCUCCCAUGUAUUUCUUCCUAGGAAACCUUUCAUUUAUUGAUAUCUGUCAGGUUUCUUUUGCUACACCUAAAAUGAUUGCAGAUUUUCUGAGUAAACACAAGACCAUAUCAUUCAGUGGCUGCAUAGCCCAAAUUUUCUUCAUUCACCUUUUUACAGGAGGAGAGAUGGUGCUACUGGUCUCCAUGGCCUAUGACAGGUAUGUGGCCAUAUGUAAACCCCUACAUUAUCUGAUCAUCAUGAACCAAAGGACAUGCAAUAUCUUGGUAAUAAUCUCCUGGGCUGUGGGUUUGGUGCACACAUUAAGCCAGUUAUCAUUUACUGUGAACCUGCCUUUUUGUGGACCCAAUGUAGUAGACAGCUUUUUUUGUGACCUUCCUCGAGUGACCAAACUAGCUUGUCUGGACUCUUCUGUCAUUCAAAUCCUAAUUGUGGUUAAUAGUGGCAUUCUUUCCCUAAGCACUUUCUUGGUCUUGGUCAGCUCUUACAUCACUGUUCUUGUCGCAGUCUGGUUCAAGUCUUCAUCUGCAAUGGCCAAAGCAUUUUCUACGCUGGCUGCCCAUAUCACAGUAGUAAUAUUAUUCUUCGGACCAUGCAUCUUCAUCUAUGUGUGGCCCUUUACUACCCAUCCUGUGGAUAAAGUUCUUGCUAUCUUCUACACCAUUUUCACUCCCACCCUAAAUCCCAUUGUUUACACCCUAAGGAACACAGAUAUGAAGGCUGCCAUGUGGAAAAUUGCCACCCAUUAUCUGAACCCUCCAAAUUCCUGA